ACAUUUCACAAAAUGAAUUAAGACAGGGGUGGCGAGAUUGUGCUUCCGGUUCAGAAGUCAACUCGUCCAAGUAGCAGCAGCGGCAGAAACGCGACUGCCAUCGUCAAAAACCUUCACAAACUCGACCGAAAUCUCCAUUUUAAAUCAUGUCUCACACAAUCUUGCUGGUGCAACCCACGAAGAGGCCAGAGGGACGAACGUAUGCCGACUACGAGUCCGUCAACGAGUGCAUGGAAGGUGUGUGCAAGAUGUACGAGGAGCACCUGAAGAGGAUGAACCCCAACAGUCCGUCCAUCACGUACGACAUCAGCCAGCUCUUUGAUUUCAUUGACGACCUGGCGGACCUCAGCUGCCUGGUGUACCGCGCCGACACGCAGACGUACCAGCCCAACAACAAGGACUGGAUCAAGGAGAAGAUCUACGUGCUGCUGCGCCGUCAGGCCCAGCAGGCCGCCAACUGAGCCGCGUUCCGGUCCUCUUCCGACCCGGUCCCGUGCAUCCGUUCCCCCUCUGUUGUGUGUCGCCCCCUCGAAGGAAGGAAGAUUUUUGUAUUUUACGGUUUGUGUUACGAAUAAAGCUUUCAUUUACACGAC
Syngnathoides biaculeatus (alligator pipefish) is the source of this 593-nucleotide messenger RNA. Its product is annotated as enhancer of rudimentary homolog. NCBI's taxonomy places the organism in Eukaryota, Metazoa, Chordata, Actinopteri, Syngnathiformes, Syngnathidae. Bases 147 to 461 code for a protein of 104 amino acids. The record is from RefSeq and is a predicted model, not a curated record. The transcript is spliced from 4 exons.